Messenger RNA from Pocillopora meandrina, 17769 nucleotides. Lineage: Eukaryota; Metazoa; Cnidaria; Anthozoa; Scleractinia; Pocilloporidae. The record is from the annotation of a GenBank genome assembly.
AUGUUUGUGGAGAUGUUGGAGAUGUUAAGAUCUGGUCAGCUGGCUAAAGUUGAUUUGCAAGAAAUGAAAGCAGUUCAGGUUUGUAAACAUGUGACUUGUUAUUAUUACAUACUUUUUUUUUUGUUUGGUGAUCUGACUUUGAAGAAAAUAAUGUAUCUUUGAAAUAGCAAAAACAGAGACAAAGCAGUCACAGUGGGGUAAAUUUUAUCAAACGCAACCAACUUUAUACUGUUUGUCCCUUUAAACUCUAAGGAUGACAAGCAUCUAAUUUCUCCUAACAACAAUACAUCUUAAUUAUUAUUUGAGAUCAUGAGAAUAAAGGAAAUGAUCACCAACCUUUAAAACUUCUAUUGUUGAGCAAAUUCUCCUUGUCAGCACCUUGGGAAGUUUAUAGAGUAUAGUAUGGAGAAUUUGCUUACUGAUAUACUAGGGUUUAAACAGUUAAGUGGCAAAAGUCAAGGCACCCUUAUUUGCUUUCCUACAUCAUUGUCUCUGAGUUCACCAUCCCUUCUCCUUAUUCCUCCCCCUGCUAAUGUAAUGUUGAGAUGUAAUGUUGAGUUUUUCUAUCUACCAUUGUAACUGGAGUGCAGCAUUGAAUAUAGUUGCUGGUGGGUUAGAAGGGGAUGGGAAAGCAGGGAAUAUUUAUUGCAAAAGAAGUUCUGAAAUUAUAAAAAUUUGCUUCACACUCUAAGUGCUUUCUACCUCCUUAAAAAGAGGAGCAUGGUAUUCAAAGCAUCACAAUCUUUAUCCAAAGUGAUAUUCACUUAUAAACAAUAUUACUUAUGUAAACUGUGGAAAAAGAAAAACUUUCUCACUGUUCCUCAAUGGACUUUUCAUGCUAGGAUAUUAAGAAUACAGUGUUGCUAGAACAAGAGGAAUAUCAAAAGUUUGUACAUAGCCAUGCGAAAGCUAACCAUCACUUGUACAACUUUGUCCACCCUGAUGUGUGGGAUGACUUCAAGGUAAGAAGCUGUGAUAACAGGAGAAAUUUAAACCUUUAACUCCCAUGUGUGACCAAGACAGAAUUUCUCCUUACAAUAUCAAUACAGUAUCAAGCAGAAAAGUGAUAAGAAUAAAUCAAAAUAUCAAUGAGGGGACUAUUAAUUGUUUCAAUACCAAAUUCUCUGAACUAACAUUAUAAGAAUUGUAUGGUUGACAGUAGGGAGAAUUAUUAAUGAGAUCUUAAGAGUGAGUGGGUUAAUUAAUUAACCAUGACAAAAAAAUUAGCAGAAUUUGUAAAAUUAUGAUACAGAUUUGUUUUCACGCACCUGAAAAAUUGCAAAAUACCAGUAAGUUGAUAAUGUAAAUUGGCAACUGUAAGGAAAUUCUCAAGCUGGCAUUUUCAGGCAUUACCCCUUUAUAAUUUGCUCACGAAGGACUAAUGCUCAAAAUAUCAGUUUUAGAAACUCUAUAAGAUGGCCAAUUUACGUUAUCAAAAUCAGUUGAUGGAACCAAUCAAAAUUACCUUGUAAUAACACCUGCCCUAGCUUCUGUAGAAACUUACCCCCUUUAUUCUUCACCUUUGUUUCAGUAUCAAACAAUUUGUUACAAAAAAAAAGAGAAAUUUGAGGUCACAAAUUUUCCUAGUGAAUAGUUCUUAAUAGUAUAUAAUUCAAUGGGCAAUAACCCCUUGCUGUUUGUAUGGUACUUCAGGUAGAUAUUGAUGGAAGAUUGACAGAAAGGGUAAACAAGUGCCAGGUAAGUUACCUCAAUUUUUGAUGUUUUGAAGAUCUUACUACAAGGACAAUUUUUUUUUAGGAGAAUGAAACAUAUCAUGUUUUCACCAGUAAUUGUGUUCUUUUUAUGCAGCGUUACUAUUCCUUGCAUGAAACCAUUGGUUUAUCUGUUGGAGCUGUUUUCAAAUCAGAUGCAGUUCUCACUUUUGAGCAAACACUACUGCAAGUGGUAAGUAUGAGGCAAGACAUAAUAGAUUUAAAUUUCAGAUUUUGUGGGAGACAUGGUGGCCUAACUCAUGGUGCACAGGACUCUGGGCUGAGAGGUCAGGGUUGAGACCAGGCCAGGUCAUUGUGUUGUGUUCUUGGGCAAGACACUUGACUCUCACUGUGCCUCUCUUCACCCAGGAGAAUUAAUGGGUACCAGUGGAUAGUUGGGGAAGCCUAAUGAAAUGCUUGUGAAACCAUGCACUGGACUGGUAUCCCAUCCAGGAGGGAGUGGCAAUACUUCCAGUUGCUUCAUGUUAAGGAAGGCAGGAUAAGUUCUGUCUGGAUGGGCCACUUGGUUUGAGUACAGACUUUACCUACCUACCCGCCCAAUCAACCAAUGCAAAAUAAAGGCAAGGUAUCAAAUGUGUGAAAAAUGAUUGAAAGAAAUUAGCCUCCUUUGGGGAUUAUAAGAGAUUUGGCAGUAUUGAGGGAGAGCAUUUUGACCUCAGGUGUAGUGCCCUCUUAACAAAGGAAGUUGGUUUAUUUCCCCCCUAUAACCUCCUCCUUCUUAAACUAUUUCCAAGUAAUGAGUAGAUUUAUGUUUUUCCUAAAUCAGGGGAAUAUUCCAAAGCUUUCCUUGCCUGAAGACACAGACAUUAUGCUAUUGGAGGUGGGGCUAACUGUUCCAGAUGAGAAGUCAGUGCAAGAAAAGACCAAGUCCUUCAAGGUAUUCAGCAACAGAAUGACUUUAAACUGGGUCAAGGGAAGGGGAGGAGGGCAGUUGAGAUCACUACAAUUUCAAAAGGUUGAAGUUCAUAUGAAGAGGUCCAGAGUGGUGUUCUUAUUGUUCUUGGGCAUCAGAAACGUUACUUUCUCAGGGCCCUUCCCAGGGUAGCAAGAAUCUCAGAAUAAAGCAAAGCAAAGCAAAGCAAAGCAAAGCAAAACCAAUGUAAUCCUAGCUUCCCUUUCAGUAGUCAAUUGAAAAUUGCUCUAGCACGUACCUUUCAUUGGUAGACACAAACUUUUGGUCCCAGCCAUGUUUUAUAAUCCCUAAUUUACACCUAUCUGUUUAAGGGGCACCCUCUAGAUUCAACUGGAUUAGCUUUUGAUGUUAAUUUACAAAUAAUACAUGUUGUGGAGCCUGUUGUUCAAGUACACUUACUCACCCACUCCCCCACAGGUUGUGAGUGAGGACCCGAUUGCUGUCAGUCUGGCCAGGAAGCACAAAGUUGACAUUGUGAUCUCAUCAAGUGGACUGGACACUCUCUUGAAUAAUCAGCCUCCUGAUUAUGGCAGGCAGUGGCAGCUGCCUGUCUCUGUUCAACGAGUAGAAGGUUUGUAUAAAACUGAGGUGCAACACUUGCGAAUUACAGCAAACAAUUGGUUCUUGCGUUGUCGAGAUACGAAGAACGUGGAAAGUUUGGAGAGCUUGAAAGAUGCAUAAGAAAUGUUCUGGAGGCUUAACCCGGAGCAACUCGUAUAUUUCGUGAAGCUUUUCUUCAUUAGCAACAAGAUGUGCGCAGUUAUUGUUAUCGGGAGUAAACACUUUGUUGUUUUUCCCACACGCCAUAUUCGAUAGACUAAGUUGUGUUGAAAAUAUGCAAGACAGCACCCUUUAAUUUUGGAACACGUAACAUCUGAUGGCAGGCUGCGAAAUUUAUUUAUACGAUGGCAAUUGCUUUUUUUUUCUUUUUUUUUUUCGCACAGACGGCCAGGAAAAAAUUUGUACUCACAGAGUGGUGUUUGUCGACAAGCCUUUUCCUCCACAGAAGGUCACACCUCGUGAUGUUAACGUGAAGUUUUACAAGCGUGCCUUGCGCAGGUUAGUGUGUCAUAAAAACAGCGAAGAAAAUAAAACAGGUGAUUGCGACAGAGAAAGAACUAUAAGCUCCAGUGUAAGUGGCACUGAAAUAACGGAGGUGGAAAGAGCGGCGGAAAAUGUUGGAAGUAAAGAGUGUCUUUCCAACGUGGCAACAACUUCCGAAAGACGAAAGCGUCGAGUUACUGAUGAAAAGGAGCAGUGCUCUGAGGCGAAGAAAUCAAAACUGUCUGAUGGUGCCUCAAAUUCCAAAGUUCAGAAUCUCGACGUAAAUGAAACGUGCAAAAACAACGAUGAAAAAUUCUUCGUUUAUAAUCUGUGGAGAUUCGGGAAGUUAAAAGUCUUGAUUCGUUGCAGUGUGGAUGCCUACAGAGAAGAACAAAAUAAACCAAAGUGUUACACUUUUUACAGUGUACUUCCAAAACUCGAAUACCAACCUAACUUCGGUCACGAAAAAUUGUCGCACAGUGAGGCUGGGCGGUUUUGGCUAAAUAGCUACAUCCGCCAGAAUACCAGAAUCAUUUGCGGCAGAAUUAAUGUUUACAAUUCAAAACUGCUGCGAGUUGACGAACUUUCCAUCAACGAUAUUCUGCAGCAAGGGACGGGUUUUAAUCCAGCGCAGGGAAUGAAAACGGUGUUUCAGGUUUUCCAAGCGUUGAAGAGAUUGCCUGAGGCCAACUACAUUUUGUCUCACAAAUCAGGAGAGAUCCACGGUUGUCUGUACAAAAGCGUUCAUUCGCAAUCGAGGUCUGUAAAAUCUUCGUAUGAUCUUCACAAAACGAGGGCGCCUGUUAGUAUAACGAAUUACACCGAGGGAGAUAUUACCUACGUUGCUAUAGAUUGUAACUUGUUCAUGCCGUGGCAGAUCAGUCAAAAGAGAAUCCCGUGCACUUUUCCUCCUGUCUCGGACAGAGAAUUAGCCAUGAGGGCAAAAGCCGAGGCGCAACAGAUUGCGGCAAAUACUUCAAAGAAAAACAAAAAGAAAAGCAAAAAGGGAAAGAAGAGUAAAAAAGGAAAAAACCAGGGGCCUGCAACGAAAAAAUCUAACUCGGGAGCUGCAGCUGAACAGUCAUGGAAAGCUGACAAUAAACGCAAACCAGUUAUCAAAAGGAAAGCGAAGAUCUUUGCAAGUUUUUACGACACCCAGCCGGCAGAGAAAGAGAGUGAAAUCUUUGCAGUGUCCAGGCGAGCUUCAGGGGCAAUCUCCUAUGAUGAUCUAGAUUUCUAAAGAGAUUUCUAAAGAAAACAAAACAAGAGUUAAGAGAAAAGAUGAAGGAAGAACAAUGAAGGAAGAAAAAAAUGGAGUUAACGAAAAAUCCAUAGCAAAAGUCUUUGGACGCUUCAUUUUUUCCUGCCCAUAUGCAUAAUUAUUCGCUUCCCCCUUACACCCACCCUUGUUACAAUGUUUUGUUUUCUUUGUCUAGCUUUACGUUUGGAAUGUAAUGACAAGAAAAAGCAAUGGACUUCGUAAAGGAGCGUUGUUUUUCUGAAUGUCCUGAGAAUGAUCGCCAGUGACUGGGGAUUGCAUUUAAUACGAAGUCCGUUUUGCGGGAGACGAAGAUCGCGAAACACAGAGGAGGUUUCGUUUCCGAAACUACUUUAGAACAUUUGUAAUCAGUUAAACUUUCUUGAAAUUGCCAGUCAGAGCUCUUACUCGUUAUGGUUUUUAAUUUCGUGGGCUUGAAAGAUAUUUUCUCAUAUCGACUUGCUGUUUUCUGGUGAAGCUGAUUUUAAGUGGAGCGAACAAAAAGUGAUUUGAAUAGUAUGCUUUGUAUGUGUACCAAAAUUGUUACGGGACAGGGGAAGGGGAGGAAAGCGAAGUUUUGGUUAUAGGCAGAACUAAUUUCGCAAGUGUAACCCUAGGCAAAUAUCCCAAUCUGUUUAGCUUGAUUGGUAUUGGGCCUAUCGAAUUUUGCAGGUUAUCCUUGUUCUGCAAAAAUAACUAACCGCAGAAAAAAUUACUUGUGAAUCUAGUUUAAAUUUAUACAGUGCGGAUAUGGGCUCACUCGUAUUAUCAAUCCCGCUUGGCCGUCCUCAUUAUGAAUUUUGAAAUUAGAUAACUUUUUUUCCCCCUUAAUGUUCUGUCGAAAAGGUUUGUUGUUGUUGUUCCAGGCGCAAAUUUUAUUCAUCUCUUGCUGAAACACUAUGUUAUCGCAAAACACAUCCAAUGCGCAAAUUAAAACUCCGACAAAAUUUUCUUUCCAGUAGUUAGCUCUGAACAAAUUAACAGGUAAGCGUUGGCCAAUGUGAGAUUCCGAGAAAAAAUUUUGUAUUUUUGUCGCAGCUAAUUAUAUCAGGUUGACGAAACAUCAUGAAAAUUAUUAAACCGAAUUUUCCACAUAAAAAUGAAUCAAAAACGUUUUGUGUGUUGUUAAAACGAGAAAGGAAGAUGACAAAAUUCUCUUUUAAGUUUCCGUUACCAAAAUAUGGUCGAAUCUUUAUAGGUUCCAUGCAGUCUUCGUAGUAAAUUUACCAAAAGGAUUGACAAUGAAAAUCAAUAUUGUCACUUUGCUGGCCGUUCAUUUAUAUGCAAGGAACUAAGUUUGAAUAUUUUUUCUUUAUAUUACAACGACUUGUUCGAAAUUAAAAAUGGCGUCUUUGAAAUUGCAGUGGCCUUGUUGUCUUUUAAGCUCCCUAUACUCCUAUUUUUCACAUAAUUUUCAUCCUUAAUCCUCACUAGUUUGUUACUAGAAAACACGAUAUAUGAGCUCCCUGUUUGGCUAGAUUUACAUUCUUCUACAAUCCUUUACAAAUGCUUGGCAACAGAACCACGUUAUUUUGUUUUUGAAAAUCAGCGACACCAAUGUACAAAAGAAACUGAUUGUUCUAUUGGCAGACGUUUAGAAUCGGCGUAAUGAGGAGCAUUGUUAAAACGCCGUUGACAGUAUAUCCAGCCGCAUUUUCCAUCAGAAAGUUCAUUCCUUUCCGGAGCAUUUAAACUCAGAGUGAACCCUAUGUUUAAAACUUUGGUUUCGAUAGUGCCACGACGCCGAUUGACAACAGUAGCAUGGCUCGUGAUUGUUGUAGUUUUGUUACAACUUCUCUUUUCAUUUAUCGUCGAUGAAGUUCGAUCGAAGGACGCCCAGGUUGCCAAACAGGAUUGUUCCACAACGAAGAACUCGGGUAUUAUAAAAAUCUUACCUUAAGGUUAUAAAUCCCAUAUUCAAGAUUAAUGAUAUGACUGAAAUUUUAUAUUGGGAAAUCUAAAAAAUUACACUUUUAUUGCUUGGUAAGAUAGUUAUGAGGGGAUUCCAUCUUUCUGGUUCCACUAUGUCCUAUUAAAUGACGUGGACUGAAAAUAUAGUCAAACAUCAUUGUAUUCGAUCUAUCUUAACCUCGGAGAGGUCAAUUUAAAAUUUUACAAUUGUGAUAAUGACAGGAAUGAAGCGGAAAAUAUAACCGUCUGCCUUCAAAUUUUUUAUGAAGGAAGUCCUUUCACAGGACACGAAACCGAGAUACAGGUUAGAGCGAGUGACGAAGGGCUAACGCCUAAAACUUCAGCUUUAUAGAAACUCCUUACGUUAUUGUCGACUCAUUUGAUAAAACCACUUUAUCUUUUAGAACCCCCUACCGACGAAGCACCACAGUUUCUUUGGAAACUUGCCCCCUUCAUUCACUAGUUCCCUUUCGUUUCGGUGGAAUUUGUUAGUAGAAAUUUUCGCCGAUGAACUUUUUACUGCAGAAAUAUUACCAUAGAAUUAUUGAUAUAUAUUAUUUGACUACCAGACAUAUCUAAAGCCAUCGACAAGAACGAAAACCAAAUGAAAUACGCCAUCGUUGUUGACCAGUUUUGUUCUUCGUCAUCGAUAACAUAACAGGAAAAACUCAAAACUUCUAAAAAAGAUCGAUACCGCAUCGAAGUUCUAAUUCUCAGUUUCGGAACCUCACGCAAAACUUUAUUAGGUUAUUUCAAAGGCCGUCUCUACGAAAUUAUGAUGUUUUAAUUUGUGCUAUAUUGAGUGUAUGGUAAUAAUUACUUAGAGAAGGAGGAGGAGUCUUACUGAACAGCGAGAAAGUUAUAAUUAGCCAAGCGGCGUUAUCAUGAAUUACAUGAAAAUUUGGUGAGACCUUCGUCAUUACUCUGAUGCAGGGCUAACGCUCGAAACGUCUGCUCUAGAAACUCUUUAGUCUUCGAUUCUGACACGAACUGUUUUUUUUUUCCUUUUUCAUUUUUUUUUCUCUCUUUCUUUGAUUGUCUUUCUCUUCAUUUUUUUUACCAAUUUUUUUUUAAUUAUCGAUCUACAAGUGCCAAAGAUUUCCAGUGAGAAGUUGACCGAUCCAGCCUUUCUUCGAAGUAAUCGCGGAUUAUUUUUACACGUGAGGAACACUCCAGCCGUAAGAACAACAGAUACAGAGAGAGGUACAGAGGAGGGUGGAGCGAAUUACACUAUAAAAGAUGCGCAACCCACACUGAAUGAAGAUACAAGGAAUUUUGAAAAAACAACUGGAGUGGCUAAAAGUAACGAAGAUUCGCAAACUUCAGAAGCUUCCUACACAGGUCGAGAAUUGAGUGAUGGCGAAGAAGUGACAGGAGUUAACUGCAAACAAUUCAGAAACAGGACGUCUGUGAGUACAGCGGGAUUCUGUUAACGCCCACUAAAGAUACAUUCUUCAAGUAAUUUAUUGAACAGUAUUGGAUCAUGAAUUAUUUUGUUUACAGGUAAAUGGUCAUCUGAACCUGCAUGAAUGGCGAGGAUGGUGUGGAUUCGCUGUUGAUGAUCUUAGAAGAGAACCACUAUUUCCCUUUAAACCACAAGUAUGUUGAAUUCCUUUGCUAAAUGGUGGUAACAUGUCAUAGCAUGAGAAAUCGGGAAGUCACUUUUUAAACACUGACUUUCGGAAAACAAGAUAAUUAGUAGUAAUUAGUAUGAUUGGUAAUUGAUAAUUGGUAGUAACAGUUCAUAGCAUGAGAAAUCAGUAACUCAUCUUUUAAACACUGACUUUCGGAAAACGAGAUAAUAAAGCAGUGGUCCAGUAGUUCGUGCGUCGCAGUCCAGUCCAGGUUCAAAUUUUCUUUGUAUAAGUCAUUGCGUUGACCUCUUGCGAAAGACACUUGACUGUUACAGGGUCUUUUUUCCAUUCCGAAUGAAAAAAAAAAAAUCAACAAAACAAAAACAGAAGAUGAACUUCAGUUUUGUUUAUCAGUUCAUUCGUGACGUGAAUGGUUCGAGUUUCCAACCCAACAUGCAUCGCUGGAAUAGUAAUUUUAAGCUUUGGGAAGUUUUGAAUUUAAGUAUCUACGAAGGAUUAUAUCUUUGAAUUGGUCCGUGUACGUUUUUAAAUAAUACUUAUUUAAUAAUUUUUUUGUUUAUCAGGUGAACACUGUUCUUGAAAAGUUCGCUACAAAUGUAACAAAAAGGUCAAUGAGCGGAAAACGUAUUUUUGGCUACGUUCAUCCUCCAAUCACAGGUGAAAAAAAAUAUUCAGGCAAUGUUAUGACUGAUUCCCGCGCUUUUCAUCAGAAUCUUCUCCGUGCGGAUUCUUCUCACUGACUUCACGUUUUAAAGCACUUUAUUCUUACUUUCCUGUUUCCCGCACUUUCACUGGUGGUUGCUUGUUCUCCCGUUCUCGCAAAAAUGUUAAUUUUUACUAUCGUUGGCCAAUGGUUUCCGCCUAUCAGUGGUAUGGUGGUUUUCUGCGCUUUUAUCUAUUUUCAGUUAUCCAUGUUUGUCGCUGUAUUCAUGGCUUUCCGCACUUGUCGCUUGUUUAACGUUUUUUUCGCGUUUUUCACCAGUUUCUUUGUUUCUCUGCGCUUGUAAAUGGAUUCCUACUUUCCCGCGCUCGCCACCAAUUUGAAGUUCUCCCACUCUUGUCGCUAAUUCCUGGUUUUCCGCGUUUUGUUCACUGUGUCCAUGGUUUCCCGCGCUUGUCUUAAAUUUCAUGGUUUCCCGCGCUUUCACUGGUGGUCGCUCUUUCUCCAGUUCUUGCUAAGAUUUGAACUUUGCAGCUUGCUCUCAACCAGUAAACGUGAUAGCAAACUGAAUACUGACUCGCCAAAUAAAGAAAGAAAAUUAGCAGCACUAAUUAGUGUUUCAUCUCAAUUUUUUUUUACGCCAACUUUUCAGGUGACUUCGUUUUCGCCAUUAGCUCUGCUGACGGUUCAGAGCUCUGGUUGAGUUCAAAUGAUGACCCAAAAAAUUCAAAGAAAAUUGCCUAUCUUGGAGAAGUAAGUAAACUGAAUAAUUUGUUUGGUCAAACAAAACUUUGUUGCCUGUAUUGACUAUUUUUUCGUGGAGUCAACCUCGUUUAUCGGAGUAAUUUUCUCAUUGGGAACAGCAGCCAAACAGGAAGCCAUUUUGUUUGCUAUGGUCGCGCGCAGGUGAAUUGCAUAGUGCUCAGGUGAAUGUAUAGUACUAAGUUAAUCGCCUCCGAGCUAACAAAUCAGCGCACGCAAAAAGCACUUUUCGUUUAUUCAGCGAUUGGUCUAAACAGGUCACGUGCUGCAGCUAAACCUGACCUCACGUGUGCCCUGUAAGUGUUAAAUCGAAGACUACUGAAAUUUUUAACACUUCAGUGAAAAUUUCGAACCAAGAAAACAGUUUUAAUGACAAUCCUUAAUAUCUCUUCUUUCAAAACAGCCUGGUAACCAAUAUGGAGCCAGUACUCAUUUCGGAAAUUUUCAAGUCAAGGCUUCCCAAGCCUCAGAGGCCAUCAGGUAAAAGAUUCAAGGUAUUCCAGUGAUUUCAUUCAGUGACAAUGAUUUCAGCCAAAUCCAUUUGUAGCAAAAAAUGCCCAAGACUAAGACAAAAAAGGCGAAAAAGGUCUUUAGAAGAGAUUCAUAGCGAUUAAAUUGUGAUCAGAUUUGUCAGUUUUCUGUGAGCGAUCUCGGUAACAACAAGGGUAAAGUCUGUAUUCAAGCCGAGUGGCUACCCCAACCGAAUCUUAUCCCGGUUUCCUGAGCAUGAGGCGACUAGGAGUAUGACUUUGCCCCUGAAUGGGAUGCUUGUCCAUCGUGAGGUUCCCCCCCAACAUUUUCACAUCAGGCUUCCUUGACAAUUCGGCGGUACCCAUUAAUGUUCCUGAGUGGAGAGAGGUACGAUGGGAUUUGAGUGUUUUGCUUAAUAACACAGCAGAAUGACUCGGCCAGAUCUCGAACCCAGACCCCUCGACCUGGAGUCAAGAGCACCAACCACUGGACUAGCGUGUCUCACCCUCGGUAACUGUAGUCGCUCUGUAAUUACUGAACUUGAUUUUCUCUCUGUCUCAUCCAGACUUGAAGUAGGAAAAGCAUAUUAUGUGGAAGUUCUUCAAAAGCAAAAGUAUAGCCAAGAUCACGUGGAAGUUGCGGUAACUUAAAAAAUACGUUUUCUGCUUCUCUGCAUGUCACUGCAGAAUUUUAAGCUCCCAGUCGAGUGCGACUGUUUUUCAGUAGAGGUUUUCCAAUCGAUAAAGUGUGUUCUAUUGCGGGAAACAGCAACAGAAAACGGGGGGGAAAUCGCCCUAAUUGUCAGUAUUUUAAGACGAGUUUUUGCAAAAAAAAAUGUCGUUGUGGGAAAUACAAAAUAUCGAAAUGAUAGCUGUUUUAUAGUAAUGUUUUUCAGUCAGAAAAUGGCUAAAUUUCGUCAGAUAAUGAUAACUGUGCAAACUUUGUGCUUCAUUAAGAGUACAAUGAAGCUUCACGAGGUAAAUAUUUUCUAAGCACUUCGCCUCAAACUCGAUCCAGCAGUCAAACUUGUCCUUGAAUCUAAAUGCAUCAUCAUAGUGAAACAUCGAUACCGCUCAAAGUGUUCUCGAUAUGUUGUACUCUGACGAUUCCAUGUUUUAAUAUUUCAUAGUGGAAAAUGCCAGGGGACGAGAGUCUUGAAAUUAUUGGCUCACAGUACAUCUCCCAGUACAUAGGUAAGUUGGAGUCGACGGCAGUUCACAAGUAGCAUAUUAUUAUGGACGCUGGAAUGAUGUACCUGCUGUUCUUUUUUAACAGAUUAUUCAGCCGAGAAGGCAGAAAUCAACGCCAGACUUUUGUGCAUUUGUAAAGAUCACCCAACUUUGCUAUUUGCUUAUGAUGAGGUAAAGACCAUGUUUUACGUAAUAUUUUUCAAGACGUCAGAAGGCUUGUUGCCCAAUCAACAAAAGCAUGUUGCUCUGUGUGAGGGUCGCAAAGCUAAAAUCAAACUAGUCUUAAGGGCCAAUCCGAAGAAAGGAUAACCAAACAAGGAGCCAAAGCGCGGGAAACAUCAGUGACUAUGCCGCGGUCGGUUUUAUUUCCCUAGCUGAUUAAUUGCGAGGAUGGCUCGAGUUUUUCUAGACCAAUCACAGGCCAGUAAACCAAAGCAAUCGUAUUUUACUUUCGACAAGCACUUGAAAAUUGAUCUGAAAUUUAAAGUUUCCUUUUUUAUGUUCAGUUCAUGACUCGUGAACAGUAUGAUUUGCGGGAUGACUUUCAUUCUCGAGGUAAGACACCACUUAGUUUGCUUUUUUACAACUGGCCUCUGUUAAUAAAAUACAUUUCAAUUCAGCGUCGUAAAACCAAAGCUGACAGUUAUCAUCAUGAGAGAUCGCAGCGACCAAUCACAACAAAGGUGAUAUUAAGCGAGCCAAUGAGAACGCAAAGUAAAAACGAAUGAACGGGCUGAAGUGCGAGGAAACGCAAAGUUGCGGUGGUGUUAAUUAUUUCACCUGGUUAGCUUCGACGCCGGCGUGACACGAGUUUUCUCGAUCAACCAUAUCGCGUAGUUAGGUAAAACCAUUGCAGUCCACGUUUGCUUUGACACUCGGACUUCCUCUGUAGGGUGAUACUGAUCCAUGGAAAUACAAGUAAAGUUAACUGUAAAAUUUUACGAGCCUCAUUUCCAAGCAAGUGUUGGGUGAAUUUUAGACUGCUAGAUUAGGUCAUUGGUUACCAUAUUUUUCUUUCAUAUAGUUGAAGAUCUUCCUCACUCCGAAGUCUCAGAUGUCCUUCCGUUGUGUGCCUAUCAACCGUCUUAUGUCGUCUCGAAAAAACUCAAUGAAAAUGAGGCUUUCACUGGAAACUUUGUAAGUACUAAACUGCUUAAUUACUACGCUAGCCGAUACUGAAAUUUCUCCACUAACUGGUGAUUAAGUUUAAUCGUUUAUCUCAUGGCGCAAUAGUUCCAAUGUGGAUUGUGACGACACAGCUGCAUUCUACUAAUCUUUUUCAAGUCAGGAAUUCGAGAGCUCGACUGGUUGCUCUGCGGUUGAUAGGUUUUCCAACAGCAGUGACUGGUGCAUUUCGAUAUGUAGUGUUCCCUCCCGUGAUUCUUGAUCGUGGGCCUUCAAUCUUCUGGGAUUUCUACUCUAGAUUUAUUUUCUAUGGUUACUUAUAUGAACUGAUUGAAAGAUUUGCCCGAUGAAGCUUCCAGAAACUUUGACAUUUUCCUAGUUCAUCAUUUAGUUUCUAAAAACAUAAUGGAUGAGAUGAAAAAUUUUAUAAGAAUUUCCUCUCCUUUUGCAGAUCCAACAUCCUCGAGUCUUUCCAAACGAUCGAACGGAUGUCAAUAUGUCACAUGACGUUAAAAACCACAUCAGCUGGGGAAAUAAAAAGCUUGAAAAAAAUGUAAUAAAUUACUAUUUGUAGUGUAAAAAAGUUCCAUGUUUAAUAUCAUCGUUAUGAUUUUGAUUAGGAAUCUGACGAUGGUGUACCUCAAGUUACUACAGUUCUCUCUUUCAACUUAAAAACACAAACGAUGUCUUGUUUAAUUUCAGGACGCUUUGAAAAUUGUAUCUUCUUACAUGGAAGCCCUCGCUAAGAAGAAAGGGUAAGAAUCGAGUUAUAGUGUAAUUUUUCUUUUAUACAGUUAUUUGUUUGAACCCAGGAACAACGUCAGACAACUACUCUCACCAAGGCGAUUUGAUCGGACAUCUUUCAUGCGCUUGUGUGAAUGUUGAAGUAAUUUUACUAUUGCAUCGUUAGACUGGACUCUUAACUUACUUACGUUUUUUCUUCCAUAUUUCGUAUGAGAGCAAGUCACACAACAAACGAGAACUCCUUUUCCCCAGAGAUAAGUGCGUUUUUGUAGAUUGUGUAGAGGGGCACAAAAAGCGAGAAAAAUGGUUGACUAAUUUGUCAUGUUCGUCUUUUAGGGACAGAUUCGCUCUGAAGGAGAUCGUCAACGUGGAAGCAAAAGAUGAUCCUAAGAAAGGAACCCGUUAUUUGCUAGAACUGGUAAGCUGUUAUUACGACUUGAGUGACAAUCAAUCCAACACUUUAUGACCGCCUGUAAGUCUUUAAACUUUACUUUAUUUUUCCCUAUAGCAAGAGAGAAUUUAGUUAAACCCUUCAAUAAUCCCUGAAAAGAUUUCACAUGUUUGUACUAGUUUUUCUGGACCAGAAUGUUUAAAUAUUCAUUCAUCUUAUACGAAUUUAACUUUUAAGUUUUUUUUUUCAUUUUCUUUUUGCAGGAACUCCUGGACAAAUACAAAGGUGAUUUUUUUUUAUUUAACUUUUUUCGCAUCCUAAAAUGAAAACAACGAUGAAUAAGCACAACCCUUUUUUACGAAAUUGUGAUCUCAAUUUUUUGCUGAGUUGACAAUCAUUUAGGUAAAGCUAAACCGCUCUAUAUCUAGCUGGCGAUGAAAAAAAAUUUGUAUUGUAAUGCAAUUGCAAGUAUGGUGCAAUUAAUCAUUUUUUUUCUUUUGCAGAACACUCUGUUCGUUUAUCAGAAUACGUUUACAGACCCGUAAAAAACAACACGGAUCUUUGUGACCCAGACGGCUUCCAGUGGAAAAGAAAUGUCACAGUUUCCAUGGUGAUAACAGGUGAGCAACACUUAAUGUUUUUGCAACAUGCGAUUCCUGUGAAGAAUGAUGUGUUUUGUUCAUGUACGCCCUGUGUACCAACUUAUUGCAACAAAUUUCUGAUGCCAAUGUUCGUAUUUAGACUGAGACAUCUUUGCUAACUUUUGACUUCUUUACAGUUAAGAACUAUGGACCAUGGAUCAAAUUUCUAAUAAAUCAAUUAACUCAGGUAAGGACACGACGGAGUUCUAUGGACGAUGCAUGGUCUUUCUCGUGGAAAAUAUUAUGUUUCAUCCACGGUUUUUCAAAUCGAUCUUUAAGUUUUCCUUUGGAUAUGGAAGCACAAAACACUGUCACAGUAUGUCUUAAAGAUGGUCAAAACACGAAAAAAUAAUUACUGAAAAAAACAAAAACAAAUAAAAGACUCUAAAACCCAAGUUCCAGUUCCUUAAAUUGUUAACUUUGCCCUUUGACAUAUUUUUUCUCACAGCAUGAUAAAUCGUGAAUUGAUACAGAUAUCUUUCCUCAGAUUUACGAGAAAGGAUAUGACAGUAACUUCUUCCUUGUCAUCGUGGAUUUCAAUAGCAGUGACAUUGAUCUCUUUCAACUCCGAGAAAAUAGUGGAAUCAAAGACCGGUAAGGGUGUGGCACUUACAGGAACCAACAACCAUUCAGCUGCGGAUCCAGGGUGAAUUUCCGGGGGUGUGGGCCCCCUCUAUCAGACCUGGGGAUGUAAUGUAUCAUUUACUCAGACCAAGAUAUGUCUAACGACAGGGUCGCAUAUUACUACCCAACUUGAGUUCCACGUAUUUGCAAUUUUCCUACCUUGAAAUACAUAUUGGCUUCUUCAGACUCUUCUUUUUUUUUUCUGAAUCAAAGUUUGGAACCCCCUAUGAAAAGUUGCUAGAUCUAUCUUGUCAGUUGAUAUAAGAAUCACCGAAAAGACACGUUUAAACGUUACUCUCUAAUGUGGCCCUUGCGGCUGGACGUUUUUAUCUCCAAGGGUCGCCAUUCUUCGACAUUUUACUGAAUUUCACAAGACGAGGGCUUUGAAUGACGGAGUACGUUACAUCAAGGUAAUUUAUACCUUGCUUGGCAUGAUGGUUGAGUUAAAGAUUCAGGCGUGAACAAGUGAAGGUGGGGUUGAACGUGUCCAUUUGGGGGCGAGGUGGUAUGAGGCGAACUUUCAAUGAUGCAAAUCUCUAGGAUAAAUUUUGAUAUAAUGAGCUACGAGAGUUUAAACUGUGAUCAAUUAGGCGCCAUCUUAGCAGGGUUUCUUCUUUUUGGUUUCUUCUGCAUCAUACCAGGAUCCCAACAGUAUCAUCUUUACAGCGGAUCUGCACAUCAAGUUCCCAGUCAAUAUAUUUGACGUCGUAAGAAAGGUAACAUUCCACAUGGUACCAACUUUUUAAGCUGCUCGUUUUUCUUUAAGGCAAUGUAAGGGAUAUGCUAGUUUCACAGCUAAUGUAUUCUUUCUUAACGUAUUCUUUAUUUGCUGAGAUUUUCGGUCUUUCCUCACACAGCACGCGAUUCAGGGAAGAAGUUUCUACUCACCCGCAGUUCUCAAAUUGAAAUGUGGUUACUCUAUUACACAUCAACAAGGUACAUACACCUGUUUUUCAGUUGUCCAGCUCUCUCACUUUGGAAAGUGUUUUAAGCGUCCGUCACCAUGCAAUGGUCGUUUGAAUGUCCUUCCAAUCUUUUUUUCUAUUAAUGAAGAUACUGUUCUCGUGUUUCCUGCGCUUGCCAUUACAAGGUUUCCUUUCUCGGAAAUUACCUUUGGUAGAUCCUUUCCCUAGGUUUUCGAUUGGUUCAAAUUUUUAACGUACUUACCACUAGCAAGUUUUCUUCUCGCACGCGCUUUUCACUAUUCAUCAUUUUCCCGCGCUUGCGGUUUAUAACAAUUUUUUCCCGCUUGCCGGGUAACUAUUUCUGCGCUUUCCAUUGGCUGAUCUUUCACCAGCGUUUGCCACUCGUUAAUAUUCUUAGCGUACUUGCCAACUGUUCACUUCUUCCCCCCUCUUUCCAUUAAAUUAACAAUUUCGCACGUUUGCGGCCUGUGGUAAUUUCUUUCGCGCGCGCUUUCCCGCUCUUAAUGCCGUAACUAAGAGAAUGCUUUCUCUCUCGAGUCUUAAAUUCAUGUGUGUGUAAAAUCAGAUAUCUUGCCUUAUUUCGUUCAUCAGCCUACUGGGAAAUGAUGGGCUAUGGUUUGUUUGGGGCUUACAAGUCGGACUGGGACAGUUUUGGAGGAAUGGACGAAGUCAAAUUCACCACACGAUGGGGCGGUGAAGACUGGGAUCUAAUGGACAGGUAAGCGCAAUCUCGUACCCAGGCCUCCCUAAAUGUACGCCAGUCAACUCUCUCGUUACUCUUAAACCAGCUCACGUCCAACAAUCAAGCCAUCACCAUUUUAACUGAUACAUUUUUUUUUUAAAAAAAGUUCAAUCGUAAAAGAGACUUGAUUAAACAGUGGGAGAAAAAAAGCGCAUAAGAUUGAUUAUAUAUAUAUCCGAAAAUCUCGGAUGUGGAGGAUAAACCACUGCCAUGAAAUGGUUGAAGCAACUCUUCAGAACACUUACGGAAUGUAUUCGGAACGCCUUCGUAAACAUUCGGAAAUUUUCGAAGUUCUUCGGAUAUGAUUAGGUGCUCGACGAAAAUUCUGACUCUGAGAAAAAAAAUCUAAAGCCCUUGAUUCGGAAAAAUUGGUAGGCAUUAAAAUGUCCUGUUUUUCGGCUUUCUGUUACUUUGUUAACUAAGUAUAAUUUUACUUUUUAGAGCGAUUGGUGCUAAUUUAGAGGCUGAAAGAUUAAGACUUCCAAAGCUGUAUCAUUAUCACCACGAAAGGAAAAGCGACUGGUAUGAAUUUGCGCGAAUGUAACCAACAAAAGAAGCUGGAAUUUGAAAGACAAGAGAGACGAAAGGCGUUUCUUGACCCAAUCCUUCGGCAACUGAUGGAUAAUUGAGCAGUCCGUACUGUGUAAUUAUAGUUAAUCAUCUGCGCCAUAAUCGUAGCACUGACAAUUUUGAAGGUUCUUUCAUGAGGAACUAUAGGCUACGAAUCAAAUCCUGUUUGCGAUAUAAAAGUCGAAAAAGAAAUAGGCUAGGAACAAAUUUAGAUCUUAAAUUAACAAUUCUCGUUUACAAGAACGUCACAUAAAUGAUAUUCAUGCUUUUUAAAAACAUAUUUUACAUAACAAAUAAACAGCUAUGAACCUGGGACGUUGUCUUGGUAGCAGAAUGUACUGUGAACAUUAUUCAAUUAUACGCAGUUGUCCCGGCAAAAUCGACUGACCUUCAUCGAAGACCACUCUAUUAAAUCUUUAACUCCGGAUAUUGCAUUUCUGGUGUUUUGAUUAGUUCACUCAAGUCCGG